AAUUAAAGAAAAAUCGAACGAGAAGAAGUAGCUAGGCCCCUUGGCACAAUCACAGUCCCGGCUUUUUUUCCUACAUGCACACUAAACUAACAGCUUGCAAGGACUAGAGACAUACUAUAUGCACCCUUCUACAACAAGAAACGAAUCAGGAAAUUAAACAAGAAGAGAAACACACAUCACGUACGCUCUCCUCCUCGUCUCUUGCUCCCGUCCAUCACCACCAUUAUCGUUUCCUGCCGAAACUGAGAAAGAAACAUCUCGACUCAGAUAUACAGUAGAGAGAGAUGGCUGAAGCUGCCCGGCGAGCCGUCUCCGACUCAUCCUCAGGCGACAUCUCGCCGGACAUCUGCAACGACAUGCAACCACUCGCUGAUGGCGUCCAACACGACGCGAACUUCAUCCAGGAUGAGAUGGAGGUCGUGAACGGCUUCCUCCGCCACCUUGCCAGGAACCAGCAGCUGCUGACUCCUAGCGGCGAUGACGAGGAGGUCCAGGUGUGGGUUAGGCAGAUCAGGGAUCUCGCCAACGACUCCCGGGACUGCAUCAACCUCUACCGUCACACAGCACCCCGCCGUGCAAAGGGGCUCCUGCGCUACCUGCAAAUGCCAUGGUUCCUUGGAGGAUGCACCACCAUCCCUCGUAGCCGCAGCACCAUCGCCAGGCGUAUCCGGGAGCUCAAGGUCCGGGUGCAAGAGGCCGGCGAGAGACGGCUGAGAUACAGCAUCGCCGUGCCACCGCCGCAGCCUGCCAUCACACAAGCUUCUACUAUCAUGGCGAUGGUCAACAGCAGCAGACGGCCGCUUCUCCGCAAUGUCCAAGAAUCAGAAGACCACGGCGAUAACGACGAGAGAGGUGCUUUCAGGAGAGCUCUGGUCGAUGCUGAGCCCAAUAUCCUGCAGGAAAGUGCAGCAGAGCUGAUUGCCUGGCUGGGCAAGAAAGAAGAAGGUGACGAGGCCGGAGGGCGGACGUUCAGACUCACUGUCAUUCUAGCACCAGAUGAUGCAGAAGGUACCGGUCUAGCUCAGCAAGUGUACCAAGAUCCUUCCGUGUCCGACGGCUUCGAUGUCAAGGUAUGGAUCACCAUCCAGAGGCCUCCAAUCCUCUGGCAGAUAUUCCAUGACCUGCUCUGCCAGCUCCUUCCUGACCAAAACCAGGACAUGCUGGACGACACGUCAUCAGACAACAUGAAGCUCCUGUGGAGCAUUCGAGGCUGCUUGGAAGGCAGAAGGGUCCUGAUUGUUCUCGAUGACCUCGACGAUUACACGGGCCUCUGGGACCAGAUCAGAAUUGCUCUCAACUUCAUAAGCCUCCCUGCUGGCAGUGCCAUCGUAGUGACCACAAAGGAUGAUGGGCUUAUCAGGUCAUCCUCUCCGGAUAAAGUGAUAUCAUAUUCCCUUGUGGAUUUCUUCUUCAAGAAAGCAGUGGCCCUUGUGGCCAGCAAUUUUCAGGAUGGCGAUGUGCGGGGCAUCAUGCGUGGCAUUCUCAAGAGAUGCGACCCGGGUGUCGCUCCCAUGAAAAUGUUCCUCCAUGCCUUGUAUGGCAACCCUAACAGGACAAGACAGGAGCUGGAGAAGCUGCAGGAAAGCCUAUGUUCAGAGGCCCACGGCGUUAUCAGCUAUAACUUCAAGCAGAUGGUUAUGUUUUCCUACAGUGACAUGGCUAGAGAGUGUCAGAUGUGCUUCAUGCACCUAUGUAUUUCCCUCCCACGAGAUCACAGCAUCAGGAGGACAUCCCUAGUAAGAAGAUGGGCAGCCCAAGACCUGAUAUCUGCGGAAGGCGGUCAUGGUUCAGCUGAAGUGGCAGCUGAGCGCUGCUUCGGUGCAUUUGUCAGCCGAGGUCUCAUUUGCCCUGUUGACAUUGGUGAUGCAGGCAAGAUCAAGACUUGUGUGGUGCCUCCUCUGGUGCAUCGCCUCAUCACUGAGGUUGCAAAAGAAGAGAGUGUUUAUGUCGGCUCCAUGAUCAAUGCACAUCUUGGUGACAUCAAGAGGUGCCUGGGAUCACUGCCCACGUCUUCUCAACUACUGCUGCUGAAGGUGCUCGAUCUAGAAGGCUGCAAAGGCUUGGAGAAGCGCCAUCUGAACAACCUCUGCAAGCUGUUCAUGCUCAAGUAUUUGAGCCUCAGGAACACGGAUGUUUCUGCGCUGCCCAAGCGAAUCCACAAGCUGCAGCAGCUAGAGACGCUGGACAUUCGGCAAACCAAGAUACAAGCCUUCCCCGCAGAUUUCACCAAGCUCCUGAUGCUCAAGCAUCUGCUCGCAGGCUGCGCCCCGAUCAAGGACACUGUCAACUCCAAGGAAUCAUUUUCCACGCCACAGAUGCCCCGCGGCCUCGGGGCCAUGGGGAGGAACCUGGAGAUACUGUCACACAUACAGGUCUCCAGGAGUGGCAGUGAGUUGAUGCUGAUGGAUGUUGGGCAGCUACUCAAAGUACGGAAGCUAGGGGUUGUUCUCCAUGGCAAGAAGGUUGGCAGCUCCUUCCAGCAUCUGCUCCAAGCAAUCAGCAAACUGCACAAAUGCCUUCGCUCUUUGUCGAUCCGAAUUGGACGUCCUGGAAAUGAAACCGAUCCUCUUACAUUCAGCAUGGAUCAAGAGAAUCCAUUUUCACCUCCCAAGAUUCUUGAGAGCCUGUACAUCAGCGGCCUCACAGGAGGUGGGCUGCCUCCAUGGAUCACAGAGCUCCACCAGCUUGCCAAGGUAACCCUGCGUGACACCUCCCUGACAGGCCAUGCCAUACGACCCCUCGGCAAACUCGGUGGCCUGCGAUGCCUUAGGCUCCGACAAAUGUCCUACGCCGAAAUGAAGAUCACUUUUGGAAAGGAAGAAUUCCCAAGCCUCAAAUUUCUCAUCAUCGAGGGCACCGACAUCACCAACAUCAUCUUCGAGAGUGGAACAACACCUAGGCUGGAGAAGAUAACUUGGGCUUUCAAGAGCAUGCAGUUCAUCUCCGGAAUCGGCCAUCUCCCAAGGCUGAAAGAUCUCGAGCUCAGUGGGAGCUGCAACCCAGACCCGGUGAAGCAGGCCGUCGCAGCACAUCCGAACCAUCCCGUCUUCAAGCACAAUGCCUGAAGUUAGCCACUGCUGGAACUGAUCAGUACGAACAUGCAUGCUCUGGAGUGAUGAUUGUGCUUGUAUGUGUGUACUUCUAUAUUGUCAGUGUGUGUGUUGCAUGCUUGUGUGUUCCUGCCUCCGAUUAUGUUCCUCGUUCUGCCAUGGGCUGUGAUAUGCAUGUACCGUGUGGCCGUGUGGAGUUGUAUACACUUGUGUUCUGCCAUGGGCUGUGAUAUGCAUGUACCGUGUGGCCGUGUGGGAUUGUAUACACUUGUGUGUUGGCUAUGCAAUAAGACUUGUAUUUUUACCGUGUACUACAAAUUUUCUUUGGUUUUCCUGGAACCGUUUUCACAUAUAUUUUUUUCUAUUUCAGUGUCUUCAAUGCUAUAUUCCAUAGAAAAAUGGAAAAUAUGUCCUGUGCACCUAAGUGAAAAGAUAAGCACAUUGAGAUUUUGAAAGAUUGUAAAAAAAAUGUAGGUACAUUGUGGGGUUGAAAUGAAAUAUGAAUCUAUAAAUUUUGGUCAACAAAUAUGUCCAGACUGUGCACAGUUAUGGUUUCUAUUUUAGACCAUCAUCUCCCGUGUUUUCUUCCUGUGCAUCCCACAAAAGGACAUAUUUGUGGCCCAAAAUUUGAAGAUCCACACUUGACACUUCAUCAGGAAAUAUACAUGUAAAAAAAAAGAAUCAGAAUCUUUCAAAAUAUGAACAUGCAUUCUUUU
This is a messenger RNA of Hordeum vulgare subsp. vulgare (domesticated barley), 3766 nucleotides long. RefSeq names its product disease resistance protein Pik-2-like. Gene Ontology annotation, molecular function: ADP binding. The transcript has a single exon. The record is from RefSeq and is a predicted model, not a curated record. Lineage: Eukaryota; Viridiplantae; Streptophyta; Magnoliopsida; Poales; Poaceae. Bases 285 to 3065 code for a protein of 926 amino acids. Gene Ontology annotation, biological process: defense response to other organism.